AGUCUCAAGGGAAGAGGCGCCCCCACGGCAACCCGCGGCUGGCGUGCUUAGGAGGCGCCGAUCCGCGGAGUUUUGGCGCCGGGGAGCUGGGCGCCAUGGAUUCCAUGCAGCUGUACCUCGGGGAGUUCCGGGACCUCGCCAAGAGGCCCCGGUCCUUCCUCACGCAGGUGCUGAACCUGGGCUGCAUCGUCUUCUCCGCGCUGAUGCUGUGGAAGGGCCUCAUGGUGGUCACCAAAAGCGAAAGCCCCGUGGUCGUGGUGCUCAGCGGGAGCAUGGAGCCGGGGCUUCAGAGAGGUGACAUCCUGUUUCUCACGCUCUUCUCCGAGCCGUUCAAGCCUGGCGAUGUCGUGGUUUUCCAGAUUGAGGGCAGGGACAUACCCAUUGUGCAUAGAAUGCUGAAUGUGCACGAGAAAGCAGAUGGAAAGCUCAACAUGCUCACAAAGGGCGACAACAACCAGGUAGAUGACAGAGGGCUGUAUGCUGCAAGGCAGCUUUUCCUCAGCAGAAAGGAGAUCAUGGGCAGAGCACAGGCCUACCUGCCUUAUGUGGGGAUGGUCACCAUCUGGUUGAAUGACUACCCCUGGCUGAAGUAUGUGCUCAUCGGUUCAAUGGGCUUCUUCGUGAUCAUUGGGCGAGAGUGACCGAGUUUCGCAAGCCAUUCGAGGCCUUGCAUGGAAUGGCCAGACCGGACUUAGAGCAAAAGGUCCGUUGAUUUGAG
Messenger RNA from Effrenium voratum, 718 nucleotides. The record is from the annotation of a GenBank genome assembly. Lineage: Eukaryota; Dinophyceae; Suessiales; Symbiodiniaceae.